Schistosoma margrebowiei is the source of this 1415-nucleotide messenger RNA. Lineage: Eukaryota; Metazoa; Platyhelminthes; Trematoda; Strigeidida; Schistosomatidae. The record is from the annotation of a GenBank genome assembly.
GGCAACCUCAAUGUCUAUUUGCUGUUUUGUACGCAAUAAAAACUAUCCAAUUCCUUACUUUGCCAUUCUUGAUUGCUGAAUAAUUUAAGCCACUGAAAAUCCCAGCAAGUGAUUAUCACCUUAAUCUCGACCUAUCACUGAUACGUGCAUGUGAGUAUGACCCAAUAAGCGAGAAUCAAGUAGAAGUAGAUGCACCAAUGGUAAAUCUAAUCAAGCUAACAUUCUUUUGACCUACCAAUCAUUCAGUAUUCGUAUAUAAUUCGUUCAUUUUCGAGGUUUUUCACUUACUUUAAGCGCUUUCAGCAAUUUUUGUGUUGACGCUUGUUAGAAUGAGGUGGAAUUCAUUUUACGCAACCCGCCCAAAAGAGUUGGUUCCGGAGUUUAAGUACUUGGGGUAUAUCGUAAAAUUAGACGUCUUCUGUAAUCAUGGACGGUUAUAUACACGCUGGUCAAGUCCUUCCAGCCCAAACUAUUCUACAGCCGUUGCAACAGCCUUUGAUAAUGGAUGCAAACGGUGCUGCUCAACCAACUACAUUCGCCGUCCAGGCUAGUGAUGGUAGCUUAAUCCCAGUUCAACUAGCUACGUCUGCUGGUGGGGGUCAGGUUAUCAUGUUCCUUCCAAGUGCAGCUCAGCAAACAAUUUACACAACUCAGCCUAUAGUGUCUGCUGCAACCACUUCUUUGGACGCUAAUCUUACAUCGGCUCAAGGGCAGAUUAUAGGGACAACAGUUGAAGACGAAACUCACAUACUUCAACAAUUACAGCAGUCUUCGCAAGUCCAAGUUAUUCAUCAGACCCAGUCUGGAUUAUCUCAAGCCGUUUCAAACACUCAAGUUGUCCAAGUUUCUAGUCCGCAACCUGAAACUGCUAUCGGUCAGCAGGGAAUGUCCACACAAGCAUCCUCAACAAUAUCACCUGGUCUUACUCCUGGUGGUGAAGAACCUCUUUACGUUAAUGCUAAACAGUACCACAGGAUUCUAAAGCGUCGCCAAGCACGAGCGAAAUUAGAGGCACAAGGCCGCAUUCCGAAGGAAAGGCGGAAAUAUCUUCAUGAGUCCAGACAUAAGCAUGCUAUGAACCGCAUACGAAGCUCUGGUGGUCGGUUCUUUUCUGUACCGUCUUAUUCUGAUGCAAAUAACAGUACUGCCUCGACCUCUUCCAGCAAUUCAUCAGCGAUAACUUCCUUCCAAACAAAUGAGGAUUGUAAAACUAAGAUUUUGUCUAAUUGAUGUGAGUUCCUAUAUUCUCCGCAUGCUUGUCUGUAAAUAUUUAUUACGACUUCAAACUUUUUCCUAUAAAGUUGAAUCUUUUGUUUUAACUUUACUGUCUUCAUAUUUACGAUACUAAUGAUCUAAUUUACACAAAGAUAAAUACAUUCGUUUUUUUCUUUUCUAUUAAAAAAUAUUUUUCCAAA